GUAAAAAUGUUCGUGAUGGCGUAACAACUGUAGAAUAGUCGGUUAUCAAAGAAGCGUAAUUGUAGCCACUUCCAAUUUACAGGGAACUGUAUUAUUUGUACCGACAAUUUGAAAAAACAGUUAAUUAGUGCCUUAUUGCGGGAAAAUGUUCAAGAAAAAAGGUCUAAGUUUUGAGGAGAAAAAGGCUAGGAUGUUGCAAUUGUUUCACGAGACUGGGGAUUUUUAUCAAAUGAAUGAAUUGGAAAUAAUUGCGCCAAAGGAGAAAGGAAUUACGGCGAAUUCUGUGAAAGAAGUGGUCCAAGCUUUGGUGGAUGAUGGUUCUGUUGAUAAGGAUAAGAUCGGGAGUUCCGUCUACUUUUGGGCUUUUCCCAGCAAAUUACUUAACGCGAAAAAACGCAAACUUAACGAGCUUCAAACGAAAUUAGAAUCGUCAACAAAAAAAUUGAAAUUAAUUGACGAAACUAUGGAAAAAGCGCAGGUGGGGAAAGAGAAUUGGGACGACAGCCAGAUUUUGAAGGAAAUUGAAAAACUGGAAAAACAGAAAGAAAAAUUCGAAUCUCUGUCGAAAUCUCACACAGAUACUCAAAAUUUGAAAUUAAUGCAAAGUGAGAUAAAACCGGUAAAAGAAGCAGCAAAUCGAUGGACUGAUAAUAUCUUCGCGGUCAAAUCAUGGUGCAAAAGGAAGUUUAUGAUGGAAGAUAAGGUUUUAAAUAAGCAGUUUGGGAUUCCCGGAGAUUUGGAUUAUCUGGCAUGAUUGAGGUUAUGUCAAACAAAAACUCAAAAAAAUUGUUAGGGCCUUACCAGGUCACCAAAACGCCUUUCAUUACAUUAACCAUUGUUGAUAAUCGAGAAUUGUGUACUUUUUUAAAUCAGAAAUAAAUUAUUUUUCUUACAAAA
Messenger RNA from Tribolium castaneum (red flour beetle), 897 nucleotides. Its product is annotated as meiotic nuclear division protein 1 homolog. NCBI's taxonomy places the organism in Eukaryota, Metazoa, Arthropoda, Insecta, Coleoptera, Tenebrionidae. The coding region runs from base 146 to 754 and encodes 202 amino acids. Gene Ontology annotation, molecular function: double-stranded DNA binding. The transcript is spliced from 3 exons. The record is from RefSeq and is a predicted model, not a curated record. Gene Ontology annotation, biological process: reciprocal meiotic recombination. Gene Ontology annotation, cellular component: nucleus.